GACCAAUUCAACACGUAUUGUUCGAGCGCACCGCAUAUAUCCUUCAACAUUGAAUCUUCAAACCACAAUCACACAAUAUGGAUCCAUUCUCAGCAGAGGGCGAGCUUCUCAACUUGCACAAUUAUUUUCACCAAGGCCAAUUUCAAGAAGCCAUUGAUUUCGACACCAGUGCCCUUUCUCCAGAGAAUGCACUCCCGGCGCGGGUUAUAUCACUAAGAGCUCAAAUUGCACUCGGGCAAGCUGAAGAUGUUCUCGCAGACGUGCAAGGAGAAGAUGCCGUUGAGUUGAAGGCUGUCGGAGCUCUAGCCGUUUUCGUGAGCGAAGAUGAAGAUAGGGGCGUCCAGAUGAUCUCGAAAUUGGCCGAGGAUUCGAGCGACAAUGCGACAGUGCAGGUAUUGGGUGGAACAGUUCUACAAGCUGCGGGAAAGAGCGAGGAAGCUUUACAAUUGUUGGCGCUGCACCAGGGUAACCUUGAGGCGGUCGCUCUCAUUGUUCAAAUUCAUCUGGAACAAAACCGUACCGAUUUAGCUAUCAAAGAAGUUCAACAAGCUAGGAGAUGGGCUCAAGAUAGUCUGUUGGUUAACUUGGCAGAGUCCUGGGUGGGACUUAGAGUUGGCGGAGAGAAAUACCAACAAGCAUUCUAUGUUUUUGAAGAACUCGCACAAGCUCCAUCAACAUCCUCAACACAAAGUCUUGUCGCACAAGCAAUCGCGGAAAUACAUCUAGGAAGAUUGGAGGAAGCAGAAGCAGCAUUAGAACAAGCUUCCAGCAAGGACCCAGAGAAUGCAGAAGUCCUUGCAAACAAAGUCGUUUUGAACACAAUCUCAGGAAAGGAUUCCAGCGAUUUGUUAAGUUCGUUAGGAAGUACAUCACCAGAACACGCAUUCUUGAAGGACUUGGAGGAGAAGAGCUCCCUAUUCGACAAGGCUGCUACAAAAUACUCUCCCAAGGUCGCAGCCGCAUAAUAGACCUUGGUUUAGUAGUAGACACGAAAAUCUUUUAGGGCGUUAGGGAAAUUUAUGUCGUUGUUUAGCGAGGUAUAGAAGAAUGGUCUCUUGUUUAUUGAACGCUGAGAUGGUUUAUGCGAGAGGGCAUAACAGCUCCAUCUGUGAUCAAGUACCCAAAUGGCAGCUUUCCUAGGCUGCUAGUAGUGGGCAGAAGCAUUGGAAAAGAUGAUUGAAACAUUGCAACCAGACAAAAAGAGGGAAAUGCGAAGAAUAUCAAUAAUCUCCCAAGAUGAUCAAAAUUAAUUGCAUUGAACUGCA
Molecule: messenger RNA, 1265 nt
Organism: Botrytis cinerea B05.10
Lineage: Eukaryota; Fungi; Ascomycota; Leotiomycetes; Helotiales; Sclerotiniaceae
Exons: 4
Coding region: 78-965 (295 amino acids)
Biological process (GO): intra-Golgi vesicle-mediated transport; endoplasmic reticulum to Golgi vesicle-mediated transport; retrograde vesicle-mediated transport, Golgi to endoplasmic reticulum
Cellular component (GO): COPI vesicle coat
Molecular function (GO): structural molecule activity; protein binding
Source: RefSeq, a predicted model, not a curated record